Molecule: messenger RNA, 3560 nt
Organism: Mytilinidion resinicola
Lineage: Eukaryota; Fungi; Ascomycota; Dothideomycetes; Mytilinidiales; Mytilinidiaceae
Product: DNA replication factor C, large subunit
Exons: 6
Coding region: 48-3278 (1076 amino acids)
Biological process (GO): DNA replication; DNA repair
Cellular component (GO): DNA replication factor C complex; nucleus
Molecular function (GO): DNA binding; DNA clamp loader activity; ATP binding
Source: RefSeq, a predicted model, not a curated record
CCAUCGAUUCCGCUGUCCAGGAGGCCUGUUUGAGUACGUUUGGCGCUAUGCCGGCGGACAUUCGCAGCUUUUUUGGCGGUGGCGCGCAGUCGAGAAGUCAGGGGAGCCAGCAGAGCCAAAAGCCGCCUUCGAAGAAGGUAGAGACCAGUACGAAGAAGAAGCCUGGCAGGCCCGCUCGGAAAAUCGUUGAGGACUCUGAUGAUGAAGAGGAAUAUGAGGAGAAGCCAAAGAAAGCUACCCCGAAGAAACCGACACCAAAGAAGCAGAUAAAGCGAGCCCCAUCUCCGGAAGGUGAAGCGACCACUACAUCAGAAUUCUUUGGUAGCAAAAACAAGCCAAAGCGGUCCGAGGUGCCCACACCCUCGAAACUCAAUGGCAAAACUACGAAAGCUCUACCAGUUACACCGUCUACCAAUGGCAAAACCUCUGCUCGGGCAAAGAAGCCAGUCACGUACGCUGCGCUGAAAGACGAAGAUGAGGACUUCUUCGACGACGAUCUCGAUGGUGGAGACGAUAUAUUUACCGCUAAUUUCAAGAAGAACGGGAAGAGGGACGAUUAUGUUGAGAUCGAGGAUGAUGAGGAUGAUGAUCCCAUUGUUCUGCCGGUUCGUGCCACUCCGAAGAAGAGUGCCCAGAAGAAGUCUAUCAAAGAUGAGGAUGAUUUCGAGCCCAACGAGGAUAUCGAUAUGAAGGACGCAGACCCGGAGGAUGAUGAGCGUAUAUUGGUCGACAAGCCUGCGAAGGCCAACGCGAAGAAACCUCGUGCUACCCUAAAGCGCAAAUCAGUGGAACUUGACGAUGAGGAAGAAGAACCUCCGAAGAAGGGUCGAGGUCGGAAAGCUCAAGACGCCAAGAAGUCACCCGUAAAGAAGAAGGCGAAGAAAGAGGAUGCUACCGAGAGCUCUGCAGUCCAGGCAAUUUAUGACAGCAUUCCACUCGUUCGCCCCCCAACUCCACCCCCCCAGAAUGAAGAAGCGGCUAAAUUCAAAUUUGGUGGAGGCAACCAAGGUGCUCAGCCCACUGGUGGUAGCAUGGAAAUGCCUACUGGAGCUGAGAAUUGUUUGGCUGGCUUGACUUUCGUCUUCACUGGGGUCGGUCAGUUUUGGCAACGAGAAGAGGCGCAAGCCCUGGUAAAGAGAUAUGGUGGCAAGGUCACCACAGCGCCGAGUAAGAAGACGAGCUAUGUGGUACUCGGCAGCGAUGCGGGACCGAGCAAACUUCGUAAGAUCAAAGAGAACGGCAUCAAGACAAUCGACGAGAACGGACUUGCGGAGCUAAUCCGUCGCUUGCCUCCAAACGGCGGUGACGGGAAAGCGGCUGCCGAGUACGAGAAAAAGCUAGCAAUUGAAGCAAAGAAGAUCGAAGAGGCUGCGGCUGAAAUGGAAAGAGAGGAGCGAAAGCAGGCAGCCCAGCGGAAGAAGGAUGAAGACAUCAAGCAAAAAGCGCUUGGUGGAGCGAGCGCCAGCAAAGCGCCAUUGCCUGCCGCUAAAGGCAAUGAACCGGAGGUGGACAGUAGGCUCUGGACUGUCAAAUAUGCACCGUCUAGCCUUGGCCAGAUCUGUGGCAACAAGGCACCAGUCGAGAAAUUGCAGCGUUGGCUCAACAAAUUUCAGAAGAAUCAGAAAACGGGCUUCAAAAUGGCUGGUCCGGAUGGUAGCGGCACCUUUCGAGCAGUCAUCAUUCACGGACCACCUGGUAUUGGCAAGACGACUGCAGCACAUCUGGUUGCGAAGCUAGAAGGUUAUGAUGUUGUCGAAAGCAAUGCUAGUGAUACCCGAAGCAAGAAGAUGGUUGAAAAUGGUCUCAAAGGAGUCCUGAGUACUACAUCUCUCCUGGGUUACUUUUCUGGUGAUGGGAAGCAGGUUGAAGCGUCCAAGAAGAAACUGGUCCUGAUCAUGGAUGAAGUCGACGGAAUGUCAGCUGGAGAUAGAGGUGGUGUGGGAGCUUUGGCUGCUGUUUGCAAGAAGACUCAAAUCCCGAUGAUUCUCAUCUGCAACGACCGCCGCCUCCCGAAGAUGAAGCCUUUUGAUUACUGCACCUUCGAUCUGCAGUUCAGACGGCCGACUGUCGACAACAUUCGGUCGAGAAUCUCCACAAUCGCGUUCCGCGAAGGCUUGAAGCUUCCGCCGAACGUCAUCAAUGCACUUAUCGAAGGCAGCCACGCAGACAUUCGACAAGUGGUCAACAUGAUAUCAACAGCCAAACUAGACCAGACAUCCAUGAAUUUCGAUAAAGGGAAGGAAAUGUCUAAGUCCUGGGAAAAGCACGUUAUUCUUAAGCCGUGGGACAUCACGAACAAGAUCCUUGGCGGCGGCAUGUUCGCCGAGAGUAGCAAGGCAACGCUUAACGACAAGAUCGAGCUGUACUUCAACGACCACGAGUUUAGCUAUCUCAUGCUGGAGGAAAACUACUUGGGAACCAACCCCAUGCGAGCCUUGUCGUAUCAAGGGCGUGAGAAGAAUCUUAAGCAACUGGAACUUGUCGAACAGGCCGCAGAGAGUAUCAGCGAUGGUGACCUUGUUGAUAGGAUGAUUCACGGCUCACAGCAGCAAUGGAGCCUCAUGCCAACGCACGCCGUUUUCAGUUUUGUCCGGCCAGCCAGCUUCGUUUCGGGUAGCUUGGCAGGCAACCAAACUCGCUUCACGUCCUGGCUUGGGAAGAAUAGCAAUCAGCAGAAGCUCACCCGUUUCGUCAAGGAGAUCCAAGGACACAUGCGACUGCGGUCUUCCGGUGACCGCCAUGAGAUACGGCAGCAGUACAUUCCUGUACUCUGGGAGAAAAUGGUCAAGAAACUCCAAGUUGAAGGAAAGGAGGCGGUGCCAGAAGUUAUCGACCUCCUGGAUAGCUAUUUCCUCACUAAGGACGACUUCGACGCAAUCAUGGAGCUGGGAGUUGGGUACAUGGAUCAAGAGAAGGUGAAGCUGGAGACGCAGGCGAAGGCUAGUUUCACGAGAAUGUACAAUCAACAGUCCCACCCGCUUUCAUUCAUGAAAGCGAGCUCGGUUGCGGCGCCCAAAAAAGCGGCGAAGGAAAAGCCGGAUCUUGAGGAGGCUAUCGAGGAAUCUGACGAGGAAGAGGUUGUCGAGGAAGCAAAGGACGAUGACGACGACGCUGAUCUGAGCAAGGAUAAGUACGUCAAGCAGCCGAAGAAGAAGAAGGCUCCCGCUGGUAAGGGUAAAGGAAAGAAAGUGAAGGAUGAGGACGACGACAUGGAUAUCGAUGAGGACGUCAAGCCGAAACCGAAGGCGAAGGCAAAGGGACGCCCGAAGAAGACUUGAGUCACGUUGAGUAGGCGCUUUCGUUAUGUCGACUAGCCGGGAUGCCUUCUCUCUCGAAGCAUAUUUUCUGGGUAGCUAUGUCGUUAUGGUGGUCCUUUCUGCAGCAUAUUUGGCGCUUAUCUGCCUUGCGACAUCAUCUCCUUGUUAAGGAUGGGCUGACAAGAGGCUGAUGCGAUAUCUUGUAUAGUGUCUACACUAUUCGCACUACUCGCAAUACUCGUAGGAUAGGCCGUUAAUCUUGAAUACCUUUUCCAGAGCCUACAUUGCUUCGCUCAACAUGAC